Daphnia carinata is the source of this 3312-nucleotide messenger RNA. Its product is annotated as monocarboxylate transporter 14-like. The transcript has 10 exons. Gene Ontology annotation, biological process: monocarboxylic acid transport; transmembrane transport. Lineage: Eukaryota; Metazoa; Arthropoda; Branchiopoda; Diplostraca; Daphniidae. The record is from RefSeq and is a predicted model, not a curated record. The coding region runs from base 250 to 2319 and encodes 689 amino acids. Gene Ontology annotation, molecular function: monocarboxylic acid transmembrane transporter activity.
UCUCAUGAAUAAAAAAAUAAAUAAAUAAGUUUAAAAAUCCUUAAUCGUUUUCAGCUUAUCCCCCAGUGCGACUGUGUAAAUUUCUCUUGAUUUCUUCGUGCAAAACUGAAAAAAAAAAACCAGUGACCCUUCUUUUUUCUUUCCCAGUGAACAUUUUCUCCCUAAACACAACGUGAGAAAAUCGCUUAUUUCCCUGUAAACCCUGUAAACUAUCGGUUUAGGUUGUUUUGAAGAGAAAGAACUCAAAUAAUGUCGAGAGAAGAUAAAAAACAGAAGGGGGAGAGCAGACAAGAUGCCAAAGGAGCGGAUCUCGAAUCCAACGCGGCGGAAUGCGACGGUGAUGACAUCUGUGAGGUCCACGAUAUUCCAAUUCCGCCGGACGGUGGAUGGGGAUGGGUCAUCGUCAUGUCUUCCUUCCUGUGCAAUCUCAUCGUGGACGGCAUCGCGUACACGUUCGGUGUCUUCCUUCCGAAAUUCGUCGUCUACUUCAACGAAGGCAAAGGAACAGUGGCAUGGGUCGGGUCACUGCUGGCCGGCGUCUACCUCAGCUGCGGGCCCAUCGUCGGCGCCCUCACCAAUAAAUUCGGCUGCAGGACCACCUGUAUUAUGGGCAGCGUAGUGGGCAUGGUCGCCUUCGCUCUGUCCACCCUCUCCGAAUCGGUGGCCAUGUUAAUGGUCACUUACGGCAUCAUUGGCGGUAUUGGAUUCGGACUCAUCUACUUGCCGGCCAUCGUCUCCGUUGGCUACUACUUUGAGAAGAAGCGUGCCCUGGCCACUGGCAUCGCUGUGUGCGGAUCAGGAUUCGGUACCUUCGUCUUCGCUCCCCUAGCUUCCCUUUUGCUCCAACACUACGACUGGAAAGGAGCUAAUCUCAUCCUGGCCGGCAUCAUCUUCAACUGCGCCGUUUUCGGUUCGCUGAUGAGGCCUCUUGAAGCGCCGAAGAAAAAGUGCAAGCCCCUGUUGCAGCGGAUGGCCGAAGAUAAAGCCGCACAGUUGGAGCGUGGCUCUCUCAUGGGCUCUCAAUAUUUCAUGGUCCAGUUGGCCGACGGCUCGUACGAAAAAAGGCUCAAAGUGCCUGUCAACGUCGAUCCUGGAGUGCACUCUAGUUUCGAUCUGGAUGAGCUGGCCGGAGCCCAUUCUGCUGGACGAAUGCCGACCAUCAGUGAAUCAAAAAGCGAUCCAGCCAAUGGCGAUGCUGCCCAACAAGAGAAGAAGGAAGAUAAACAAAUGAAAAACGCGCAGCUCAAGGAUAACUUAGAGGAAGACCCCAAAGAAGGCGACAAACUCUUAGACGAACUCAAAGCUGCGGCCGUUUUAAGAGGAAGCCGCAACAGCGUAUCGAACGGUGAAGCGAGCAAUUUAAAGCGCCGUUCGGGCGCUUGUGGCAGCAAAGAUGAUGUCAGCAGCUUAUCGGCAUCGAAGAAAGAUUUAGCCGCCCGUCCGUUGGCUCGCAAAGACGUCCUCUACACGGGCAGCGUCACCAAUCUACCUGAAUAUCAAAGCCAAAAAUCGUUGGCCUCCUACCGCCAGAGUAUCGUCUCUAUCCCGAAAGCCGUGCAGGCGGGCAAAGGUGGCCAAGGCCAAAAAUCCAGGGGCGGUUGCUGCACUUGCAUACCGGAAGCGACUCGAAAAGAAAUAUCCGGCCUCAUGGAUUUCUCGCUGAUGAAAGAUCCCGUCUUCCUCUUCCUCGGCGUUUCCAACGUGUUCGGCAUGUUGGGAUUCUACGUCCCGUUUGUUUACAUCAUCGACGCGGCCACCACUAAAGAUAUUGAUGAGGAAACGGCCGCCUUCCUUUUGUCAAUUAUUGGCAUCACCAACACGGUAGGCCGUCUCAUUUCCGGGUACAUCUCAGACUUCCCGGCCGUCGAUUCCCUCUUCGUCACCAAUGUUUGCAUCGCAGUCAGCGGUGUGGCCGUCUUCUGCGUUCCUUUCUGUAGCAACUACGUCGGAUUCUGCAUCGCCUCGGGCGUUUUUGGCCUCUUUUCAUCGGCCUUCAUUGCCCUCACUUCCAUUGUCCUCGUCGAUUUGCUGGGCAUCGCACAACUCACCAACGCAUUUGGACUCUUGUGCUUACUGAGAGGUGUGGCCGCUAUUGUUGGACCCCCACUUGCAGGUUCCGUCUUUGAUAUGACGCAGAGCUACGACGUUCCGUUUUGGCUCGCCGGAGUCUUCCUCUUCAUCUCGUCGGCAAUUUCGUUCAUGGUGCCGUGCGUCAGACGUUGGGCCAAGCGCAAAGAAGUCGCCCUUAAGGCUAAAACAGGAGGUGAAAUGAAACAACUGAAAUCCAGUGAAGAUGCAACAAGAGCAGUUCAAACAUAGGCGAUUAUCCCGGUCUAACUAUUUGAAUUAUUAUUUUUUUUUUCUCUUCCUUGUUUUGAUUUUAGGUUAAUCUUACAUCAAAUUAUAUUAGUCAAUUUUAAAACAUGAAUUCGAAGAUGUGUAGAUUUCUUAAAAAAAAAGAAAAAGAAAAAAAAAUGACAAAGAAAGAAAAUUGACGUCUCAUCCUCUGCUGUGAACAGCUCCAUUUACAAAGUUCUUCCUGUUACGAAAGGCGUUGCUUUUGGUUUCAUUUUCAUUCAGUGAGAUAAAAAAAAAAACAAGUUUUCAUAUGAUUCAUCUAAACAUAAAAACAAAAACGAAUUUUAAACAUUUAAAGAAAAGAUAAAUCCCAUUUCUCAACAGAAAUGUCCUCAUCGUGCAAUUUGUGCACGGCAUACAAAAAUCUUGAUAAACAAGAACAGACGCCAAAGUCGUUCAUUUGCACCAGUUGAAACCAGCUCGCCACUUCCUAUAGAACAUCGUUAAUUACAGACGAGACGAGUAAUUGAUUUCUUUCUCUGUUCUUCCUGACCUUCCUCCAUAUCCUGUUUGUCUUCUUCAGCUAUUGUGGGUCAAUAGUGCUUUACGAAAUGUUCGAUAUUUAGGAUCCAUUUUUUGUUUUUUGUUUUGCCCCCACAAUUAACUAUCAUCGUCUAUAUAACGAUCAUCUGUUGCAAUGCAAAUGAUGUUCAAUGUUAUUUCAAUGGUUGGUUUCUCAUCGUUGUCGGUUAGUCGAGGCAAAAAAAGAAAAAAGAAAGAUGGCGGAGCAGCGAAGAGUGGAUAUGUUUGUUCAUGUUUCCUCCUAUAUACAAUGAAGAUGAUUAAUGUUAUUGUUUCACAAAAACAAUAUAUUAAUUAAUUGUCGACCCGUUGCUGAUUGAUGUAAUUCUUGCUCGCCCUCUUACGAAACAUUAGAUUAUGCUCAAUGGAUGAAUGAAUGUCUGAAUAAAGGAAUGAAAGAUGAGAGAAACGAAUACAAUAGAUCAGCAAAAA